Engraulis encrasicolus (European anchovy) is the source of this 2527-nucleotide messenger RNA. RefSeq names its product forkhead box G1b (gene foxg1b). Lineage: Eukaryota; Metazoa; Chordata; Actinopteri; Clupeiformes; Engraulidae. Gene Ontology annotation, biological process: regulation of transcription by RNA polymerase II. Gene Ontology annotation, cellular component: nucleus. The transcript has 2 exons. The record is from RefSeq and is a predicted model, not a curated record. Gene Ontology annotation, molecular function: sequence-specific double-stranded DNA binding; DNA-binding transcription factor activity. The coding region runs from base 200 to 1315 and encodes 371 amino acids.
UCGUCUUUAGCCGUGUCGUACAGUGAUGCAGUCAAGUGGUAGUCACCGCGGGGAGGUCUACUGACACUCUCAAACAAUCCAUUCUCUCUCUCCCUCUCAUCCCCCGGCUUCGUCCCAGCAAGUUUGGAACUCCUCCCCUCUCUAAAUGAGGUAAGCUGGUACCGAGAGAGGAGGAGACGGCCCCCCUGUUUUGUUUUCUAUGGGCAUGGGAGAUCAGAGGGAGCCUACAAUGGUGCAGAGGUCCACUUCGUUCAGCAUCAAGAGCCUGCUGCUCCCGUCAAAGUAUGACAGCCCCGAGGACGGGGUAGUCGCUGUGGUGGACCACCAGCCGAAAAGUGUCCACAACUCUGACUCGGACAAGUCGUCACCGGAACCGGUGGACAUGGAACCCCAGACCGUGGGUCAGGAGCAGCUGCCGCCGUCCUCCGCGCCUUCCCGCGACCAGGAGGAGGAGGGCAGCACGGAGCCACCACCGGCGAAGCAGGGAGCCAAGAACGGGAAAUUCGACAAGCCUCCGUUCAGCUACAACGCGCUCAUCAUGAUGGCUAUCAGACAGAGCCCCGAGAAGCGACUCACGCUGAAUGGCAUCUAUGAGUUCAUCAUGAAAAACUUUCCUUACUAUCGCGACCACAAGCAGGGAUGGCAAAACUCCAUACGCCACAACCUGAGUCUCAAUAAAUGCUUCGUGAAAGUGCCACGACACUACGACGACCCAGGCAAGGGCAACUACUGGAUGCUGGACCCGUCUAGUGAUGAUGUGUUUAUCGGCGGAACGACUGGGAAGCUUCGGCGUCGCUCGGCAACCUCCAGGGGCAAGUUGGUGAUGAAGCGAGGUCUGCGCUUCGCGCCCCUCGGAUUGGGGUUUGGCGAGCGACCGAGCAAUCCCCUGUAUUGGCAACUUUCUCCCUUUUUACCCAUCCAUCCUCAGCACUAUAAUGGAUCUACCCACGGAUUUCUAAACCAAGGGCACGGGUACGGCUCCUUGUUGCCCGGCGUUGAGGCGCUAAGCAACGGGGAUGUGUCUCGCCCCAUGCUGGGGAGCACAGGUGGGAGUCUGAAUUUAUCUAACGGAUAUGGGCACGUUACCUCUCCCCCGGCCCACGGCUUGUUACAGGGGCACAAUGGAUAUUACGUUGCGGGGACACAACAAGCACAGUCUCUGCCAAGUGGACCAGGGUACUCCACCUCGCCGCCUACGCUUAUAUCAGACUCGCUACGGACUACUCUACCCUCAUUCUCCCCGACGCUACCCAGUGGAUUUUCCGGGGUCUUGUCGCAGCACAAACGAGUCGCACCGAAUUCUUUCCUGACCUGAGCGCGACCUCAGAUGCGUUUACCGUAAACUUUCAUUUUCCUCGAAAGUGUCAUGACUGUUUUGUCCCAUGUGAAACGCAACGAAAGAAAUGCAACACACGCUCUCUUAUUGCAUUCCAUAAGGACUAAUUUUAAUGUUUAGAAGGGAACAUGAUUUUGUUUUUGUUUCUUUCUGUUUUCCUAGAAUAACGUCAUGCCAAAGGCAAUACAAUGUUUUUACUACUGCUGUUUAUUUAUAGUUUGGCCAUUUUAAUUUAUGUUGUUUUUUUUUCUUUUGUAUUUAUUGAAUUGUUAGUUUGUUGUUUUUUCUCAAUCCAUGUGAAACACUGUGUUUUUGUUAAAUGGAUCAGACUGUGAUAAUUAUUCUAUUCAGUUUUCCUUUGUGAAAAUUUACCCUUACAUUGUCCCCCUAAAUGCUGCGCCUUAUCGACUGCAAAUGUUCUUCGAUGAACAGACAGAGGCCGAGGACAAAACACAACAGACAGGCUACUUUGCAACACAGGAGUAGGCCUAUUCAGCACUGAAAUGGAACAGGUAUAAAUGAAAAUAAGAUUUACUUUUAAUAUAUUUCUGACAUUAUAUGGAAGCUAGUGCGUAUUUUUUGAUGAAAUUGUAGCCUCAUAUUUUUCAACGCGCCCGUCCUAACAGGCCUUGUGCGUAAAGCAAAACUUCGGCCUACAAAAAGAACAAAUAGCAACGACGGCGCAUGUAUUUGUCAUGGUGUUAACUUAAUUAAAUACAGGUUUUACCAGACAUAAGUGCUCAGGAUCGGCCUUUGACCUGCUACCAUAACUACUGUGUUACAUGUCCUCUGGUCAAACCAGUGCCAUGUAGGCCAACAUAGUACACAGACUCCCUCUGUCUCUGUAGCUAGCCUAGCUGUCUAGCCGUAAUUUGCCAUGGCUUGCACUGAAAUCUCUAUGCAUAAACUCGACGUAAUGCAACCGGGUAACCAAUAGGCCACCGUUUGCCAUGUUUAUUGAUGAUAGGAGUGUCUUAACGUUUACCAGACAUGUCCCAGGACUCUCUUGACAGUUUUUGACACUCUAAGCACAAUCACUGUUUGCGGUUUUUGGGGAUGUGUGUCCUGUUGUCAGGUGGCAUUGGACAUGAAGCUAUACUGUGAUCUUUAAAGCAUUGCUAAUUUUUCAUACAUGUCACAUGAAGUGUUUGCACUUUUAGUCUAUCUAGGCCUAAUAGCCAUUUACAAAUG